Molecule: messenger RNA, 5671 nt
Organism: Colossoma macropomum (tambaqui)
Lineage: Eukaryota; Metazoa; Chordata; Actinopteri; Characiformes; Serrasalmidae
Gene: hgfb
Product: hepatocyte growth factor
Exons: 18
Coding region: 143-2287 (714 amino acids)
Biological process (GO): proteolysis
Molecular function (GO): signaling receptor binding; serine-type endopeptidase activity
Source: RefSeq, a predicted model, not a curated record
UAAACGGCUGUCGGAGCACGAGGAGCAUCGCAGCCAGCCUUUAGCUUAUUAGCUUAACAGCACAUAAACCCGUUGUAGACGGUCUAAUCAGUUAUCAUCCAGUCACUUUUGGAAAAUAUCAGCCACUUUUAAAACGACCACCAUGUGGAUUUAUAAAAUACUGCUCUGCGUGGCCGUGCUGGUUUACUCAGAAAGCAAGAGACACGCUCUGCAAGACUACCAGAAGACUGAUGGGGUUCGCCUGGUCGCUCCACCUGACUCCUCCUUCAUGACCAAAAGCAGGAAGAUGAGUGUGGGAAAGUGCGCCCGUCGCUGCAGCCGCAACAGGAAACUCCCUUUCACCUGCAGAGCCUUCAACUUUGAUCAGAAUGGCACAAAGUGUCAUUUACUCUCCUUUGAUACCCUCACAGUGGGUGUCCGUACAGAGAGUGACUUCAACUAUGACCUUUACGAAAAAAAAGACUUCAUAAAGGAGUGCAUCAUCGGCACAGGACUGAAUUACAAAGGGAGGAGAUCCGUGACCGAGAAUGGUGUGGAGUGCCAGAACUGGGCUUUGAACACCCCACAUGAACAUCAUUUCCUACCCCGGCUACACAAGCAGAAGGACCUUCAAGGAAACUUAUGCAGGAAUCCAGACAACAGCACCACAGGACCAUGGUGCUUUACAAAGAACCCCAACAUACGCUACCAAAACUGCAACAUUCCCCAGUGUUCAGAGGUGCAAUGUAUGACAUGUAAUGGAGAAAGCUACCGAGGACCCAUGGACCACACAGAGAGUGGCAGAGAAUGCCAGCGCUGGGACCUGGAGGAACCUCACAAACACCUCUUCCACCCCAAAAGGUACCCAGAUAAAGGCCUAAAGGAUAACUACUGCAGAAACCCAGAUGGGCGCCAGCGACCCUGGUGCUUUACCACUGAUCCCAACACUCCUUGGGAGUACUGCAACAUCAAACAGUGUGACUCUGACAACCAGAGUGAUCUUGAAAGUACUACUACAUGUUUCCGUGGUAAUGGAGAAGGGUACCGUGGGACAGUGGCAGUGCCUCAUGAGGGCUUAACCUGUCAAAGAUGGGACACCCAGUUUCCCCAUUCACACCCCUUCAUGCCCCAAAACUACCGCUGCAAGGACCUAAGAGAGAACUAUUGCAGGAAUCCUGAUGGCCGUCAUGCCCCUUGGUGCUUCACUACUGACCCUAACAUCCCUUGGGCCUUUUGCAUGGACAUCCCACGCUGCGGAGCCACAGCAGCUGAAUCUGAAGAGUGUUAUACAGGCAGUGGGGAGACAUACAGAGGCAAGCAGAUGAAGACUCGUUCAGGCAUCCCCUGUGCUCCAUGGAAAGAUCAAAGUGAGAGGAAAGAGCGAGAGGUGGUGACGCUAAGCGAAGAGUUGGAAGGGAAUUUCUGCAGGAAUCCAGACAAGGACAAGCAUGGGCCAUGGUGUUAUACCAACAGCUCCCUCAUCCCCUGGGAUUACUGCACAGUCAAGCGCUGUGAGCCGUUACCAAAUGCUCUACCACAAAAAGCUGAAGUCCCACAGGCCUCCUGUUUUGUUCAUAAGCAAGUGAGAAUAGUGGGUGGGGGCCCAGUACCGAUUAAAGAGGGCAGUUGGAUGGUCAGCAUACAAAAAGGGGCCACUCAUUGGUGCGGAGGCUCUCUGGUUCGUGAGGAGUGGGUGCUGACGGACAGAGAAUGCUUCUCCUCAUGUGUUCCUGACCUUUCAGAGUACAGAGUGUGGCUUGGCUCUGCACAUCUGAAUGAGUCUGGCGAGAAUAUUUGGACCAGGCAGGAAAGGAGAAUUGCUCAUGUUGUCUGUGGUCCAGAGGGUUCUGGACUUGCCCUGCUGCAACUGGCACAACCUGCUUUCAUAACUGAACAUGUGAGGAUUAUUCAGCUGCCUGUGGCUGGCUGUAGGAUUCAGGAGGGCAUCUUGUGUUCCACAUAUGGCUGGGGAGAAACUAAAGAUACUGGACAUGAAGGCACAUUAAAAAGUGUUCAGCUGCCUAUCGUCAGCAACGAGCGCUGCGAACAGUUGCAUAGAGGAAAUCUUCAGAUCACUAAUGCUAAAGUUUGUGCUGGUGGAAAGAGGGAUGAAGGAGUAUGUGAGAAAGACUAUGGUGGACCACUGGUAUGUCAGGAGAAAGGGAGUAAAGUUAUCGUGGGUGUGAGUGUCCACGGAAGAGGGUGUGCUCGACCCAAUCGACCGGGCAUCUUUGUCAACGUAGCCCACUAUACAGGAUGGAUUCAUAAAGUGUUCAAAACCUAUCCCUACUCAGACUUCAAUUACUAAAGCAGAAGACCAUGAAGUGGACAACCCAGAGGAUCCAAACAAAAGUUCUAAAGCAAAGCCAGACGUAACCCACAUUUCACACUUACAAUUAAAGUUGUGGUUAGUAGUGAAAAAUAUGUCCAAAAUAUGGAUUUUGACCUGCCUGGGUAGAUCUGUUUGGUUAAGAACUGUUCCGGUGUGGGAGUGUAGUACAUAGGCAGCACUGGACUUAUUGUGAACAAUGACACUGAGAAAUUAACUGAGCAAAAACAAGUGAGACACAGACUCUCUAAAGACUUGCUUAGAAAACUAAGGAUAAGGACUACUGGUAAGUAUUUAAACAUACUACCAGAACCUGCACAUAAUGACUGUAGCAAUACCUAAAGACUGACCAAAAACCUCAAAUUCUGGAGGAGGACACUGGCCCCACCCACAAAAUAUUCAGCUUUUUUUCAUUUCGGCUCACACAUAGCCUGUCAAACUAGGAGCUGGAGGAAAAACAAGGAUUUUUGGAUUGAGGAAUUGACCUGAAUCUGGAUUCAUACCAAGAACUGAAUUCACAGAGAUUACUAACACAUGUACAGUAUAUUUAAACCUCAACUAUUAAAUAGCCUACAGUAUUAGCUGUAUUACAGAAUGGUGUGUAUAGUAUACAUGUAGAAUAUCUUGUGGAUAGUAGUAUUCAUAGGAGGCUUUUUACCCUUAUGCUCCUGAUAAUACUUGAAUAUAUACACAUACAACAAAACACUGUCUGCUCUAAUGGCACUUCCUCAUUUCAGGUAUCGAAGGUUAGGUUUGCUUUAUUCAGGUGUCUGUUUUGUGACCAGUGAACAAUGUAGUCAUAACGUUCAUGCGUCCCCCACCUAUGCCGUGCUUUGGUUAUUAUCAGAAGCCAUAGAAGGAUUUGGUGUUGUAAAUAGUGUAGUCAUUUGAGUGUUACAAACACUACUGAUGCUUGGGUAGGUCUUAUAGACCUUUUAAUUGAGGCUUUAAGAUGUUUUGCCUUCAUCUUCAGUGUUGUUCUAUCAAGUGGUGUUACACAUUUCAGAAAGGAAUAUGUGUGCAUUAGUUCUUGACUUCAUCUUAAAGGGGAAUUCCAGUGAUUGUUCAAAAUUUCUGAAUAAUUCAAUGGUUAAGAUGUAAACAGAGUCUUUCAGAGCGGUUUGAUGUGAAAUGCUCCAUUCUAGAGAAACUUACAAAGUCAGAAUUUUUCACAACAUUGUUGGUCUAACCCUGUAGCAUUUAAUGCACCUAAAAGCAAUAUCAGAAGGUUGUUACUAGGAAUGUUUACAACUUGGUUGCCUGCUGCCUGAAACAUUGUUUUACGAGAGUUUUGUGACAAAAAAAGUAUAAGCAGGAUGGAGGGUCGUAAGGCAAAAUAGUAACGAAUGAAAAUGUAUUUUAGAUGUACCACUGUUUUACAGUAAUCAACAUUACUUACAAAAAACACACAUGUAGGUUCACUAGUUGUUUGGGAUAAUAAAUAAAAUGGCUAUAUUUUCAUAGCAGACAUUGUGAUCUCUGGUUCCUAUCACUACCAUUGUAGAGAAAUCAGAGUCAGUAAGUGUCUCUGCAAUGCACCAUUUCACAUCAAACCCUUCGGAAUUACUUUGUUUACAUCAAUUGAACUAUGUAGAAAUUUAAACUUUAACUUAAAAAACUGGUGGAAUGCCCCUUUAACCACUAUACUUGCCACUAAAUAGGAUAAAAACAACCUGAAAUCCAAAGGAGGGUAAAAAGUGAUGAAUUUGGAUUUUAAGUAUAUUGUAUACUUUUUUGAACUCAUUAAGAGUGUAAGGGACUGAGUUUGUGUGUGUGUGUAAUGUAGCGUUGUGCAGUAAUGUUCAUAAGAAUUGCCACUGGCAGGUUGCAGCUCUGCAGGACAGAGGGAGAGUAUGUGUGUGUUUAUGUAGAACAAAUACCUAGGUCUUCUUCCACAGGCCUAGAAGAAACAGGUCUUGUUAGGGAAAGAGAUUAAUUUUAAUGUUUUUAUAUCCUGGAUAAGUUGUAAGACAAAUCCCCCAUCCAUCAGAGUAAUUUCUCCUGUGUGGUCGUGGAUUACUCUGAAUACAAGUUUCUCAUUCCUGACCUCUUACUCUGGACUGCCUCCAAAAACAAUCGACUUGGGAAAUUACCUCCAAAACUAUGUCAGCUAAAACAAAUACCACACUGAAAGAUGGCUCCUAAGUGUUUGCAUUCUAAGCACUUCUGAUGCUAAUGAUGUUGGUUUAAAUGAAGGAUGAGUUUAAUUUGUAUGCAAGUCCAGCAGCACAGGACAUUAAAGGGGAAUUCCACCAAUUUUUACAAAUUUCUGUGUAAUUAAAUGAUUAAGGUGUAAACAAAGUCAUUCACAGUGGCUGGAUGCUUUCUAGAGAAUCAGAAUUGUUCACAAUGGUGUUAAUAAGAAUUCCUGGAACAUUGUUUUUUUAAAUAGUUUACAUUAGUUUUGAGAGAUUUUGGCCUAAAACAUAUUUUAAGUGCAUUUGUGGCAGAGAGGUACAUGCAGGGUGAUAUUAGGCAAAAUAGUCCCCAAAGAAAACUUAUUUCAGUUUUACAACUAUUUUACCAUCAUUAACAUAGAAAAACUCAUGUGUAAGUUCACUGGUUGUAUUGGAUAGUGAAUAAAAUAGCUUCUAUUGUGUUGUAGACACUACAACUCCUGGUCAAUCUCACCACCACUGGAAAGUAAUGUACACAACUGUAAACCUCUCUACAAUUAACUAUUUUCACAUCAAACCUCUCUGAAUGACUUGGCUUAGAUUUCACCAAUUGAAUUAUGCACACAUUUUGAAAGAUCAGAGGAAUUUCCCUUUAAGCAAUUCUGAAGAUGUUACAUACAGUGCUGAAGAAAAUCAAGACAUAUCAAAUACAUAUCAUACUCUGUGAUAACUUUAUGAUGUGUUGUAUAAUAUUUUGCAUCCUUCCCUAUUUUGGGAUUGGGUAAGAAAAGCAAAGACAGAAGGUUGAUGCCAUUCUAUCACAAAAUCACAGAGCAAAAGAUCACAGGUGCAGCCUGAGUUUAUGAAAGUGUGCGUAUAAAGUAUUAGAAUAAUCUACACACAUCCAUCCUAUUCAUGUCAGUUAACAGUUUCUUUGCAGUUUUCAUUAGAAUCUUUGUGUAAAUACGUUUUUCUGUGUGUGACACUCACUUACUGAAUGUACAGUGCUGCUAUCUACAAGGUUGUAAAUGUCGUCAAUGUACAGUGUAUUUCCUUACUCAUACAGUCAUCGUGUGGGAUUAUUCAUAUUCAAUGUAUUAUUCAACUGUAUGGUAUGGUCAUGUUGAGUUACACUGACAGCUGUAUUUAUCCGCUCCCCCUGUGAUUGUGUUCAUUAGAAUUCCUCUAUGUGCCUUUACUCCAGAAUAUUCUUUUAUCAUGUCUGAAAUAAAAUAAAAUAAAAUAA